AUGAUUUUUUCUUUUAAUUUGCGAAUUCGCCUACGUUUACUUGUUGAUAUUUUCAUCUUUACAGCGGGCCUUGGAGAAGGUUUUGAAAUGCGAUGGUGCACAAUUUCAGCUGAGGAGACAUCCAAAUGUAAAGAUUUUAAAAGCGCUAUAAACAAAUUUGCUUCAGAAGAGAACUUAUCUGUCGAUUUUUCCUGCGUUCAGGGGAGUAAGGCUGUGGACUGCAUGAAGAAAAUUAAGAGUGGCAAAGCUGACCUGAUUACUCUUGAUGGCGGAGAAAUCUUUACUGCAGGUAAUCAAACUUUGUUAGAAAACUUACCCGAAAUAUUUAGUUAUUUGAGAGCCUAGUAACAAGGAUUUUUAAAAAAACUGCCUUCGUUAAAUUUUACACCAUUUUUAUCUCUUUCCUAUGUUAGUAACAACAAAACUCGAAGAAUCGGCGUUACGGAAUUUACAAGUUAACCGAAAAUUGCAAAAUUUGCAAUUUCAAACAUCUUUGGUGAGGUUUUCGACAAAUUUUUCAAAGGUUUUAUCCUUUUAUCAUAUAAAUUAGUGAUUUUCGUCAAAGCUUUGUUCCAAUUCGACAUAUUUUCUUUUUGUUGUUUAUAAACACAUCUUCAAAGCGGCGCUGCAGAUUUUCCAAUUUGAACGGUCUUGCACUGACGAACGCGGAAUAUGAACAUAUGUAACAUAACAAUAAACUGUCAAGUGGAUAAAGCUCUUUUGUUGGUUUUUAAUAAAAGUGCUCAACAUAGCGCGGUACAUGUAUCAGUAUCUAAAUGAUUCCUUCAUACAAUGACUGUCAAUAUUGAGAAUAUAGAAGAAAUCAGGGACACCCAAUGACUGUUUUCUGUGAAAUAUCUGUUCGGAGAAGCAAAAGUUGCCUAGAAUGUUCUGUAGGUCGAGGAAGGCUAAAACUUUUAAGAUGACAGUUCCAUUCAUGUACAAUUUUCGAAGCUUAUCGUAUAUAUGAAUUCCCUAGGAGAUAACAAAAUGAUGAGUAUGAACAUAAGGUAUGGCGUGUGCGAAGUCUACGAUUUUCUGAAGUUUAAUUUUUCCCAUUUCACUCCCCAAGUUAAACUAUUUUUGGGAAACCUAAAAUGUUGCGAAACCGGAAAUGCAAUGCAGAGAGGAAAAGAAAAAUUCUCACUUUCGUAAAACUUUAAAAUAAGGAAAAUAAUUCUGAAGCUCUUCUUGUUUCGAAAAGACUCAAGUUGCCCUAGGAUGACAGAACAGAUGAGUAAUUUUUAGCGUCACUUAGAAUACAUUCCUAGUAAUCUCAGUAAAAGUACUUAGGAGGAAACCGUCGUUGGGUGCCCCUGAGAAAUGAACACGUUUGCUCUCAAUGUUCUUCGUUUACUGCACUCUAAUUGCUUGCCGCUACUUGGGAAAUUUUCCUCUUCUCACGCGACUUUAUCUUUUAAGGAAAGAAGUAUGAAAUGGUUCCCAUUGUUGGUGAAGAUUAUGAAACUGGGACCACAAGUUAUUUUGCAGUGGCGGUUGCAAGGAAGAACUCGAGCCUUACGUUUAAAACUCUAAAAGGAAAAAAGUCUUGCCACACUGGAGCAGGAAAAACAUCCGGUUGGAACGUACCUGUUGGUCUUCUUCUCUCAAAGAAUAUCAUGCAGACAAACGAAAGUUGCAAUGCUUAUACGGCAGCCGGGGCGUUUUUCAGUGAAAGCUGCGUACCAAGUAAGAAUAUCACUCCUACGUAUUCUCUCCGAGUCUGAAUUUUUUUAAAGGGUAUGUCAUAGACUGGUACGUACUGUCUAUUAAAGCUGUGUCUCGGGACAGGGCGCUGCUUCAUAUUAAGGAAACUGGGAUAAGCUAGGCCGUUUUAGCCUGUUCACAGGCCCUCGAUUUUCUCUUCAAAGUCCGUCAAGCGCGCGUGAUAAAAAAUAAUAACCGCGGGGGAUUUAUUGAUCGCCAGCGCAAGGGAGUACAGGUAGGGGUAGGCUUGCUCGCCGAUGUUUUCGAAAGUGACGAAAAGAAAAAUAAAACAAUGUCUGUGUACAGGCUACUGCCAUUGGGCCAUUGUGUCGUGUGUGCCUUUACCCUUUUUUAUAGCCAAUUACAUCUAGACCAUCAUAUUUGUCAUGAUAGACAACCAAUAACAUCGUGACCUAGUGACUACCGCUCUGGUUGUCAGUCGCUGUCAACAACAGUCCUAUUCAGGAUACCGCUCAGGCUGGAUGAUAAGAAUCCACCUACUUACUCUAUAUUACUGAGACCUGAGUUCCAUCAAUCAAAAGUCAGGAAGUGAAAUGCUUUGAAAAUUGGUUAGGUAGGGAUAGCACUUUUCCAUUUUUUAGUCUGUAACAUUUUUCUUUUAUCUUGGUUACAGAUGUCAAAACUUCGACUUACGAUCCGACAGGUACUAAUCCUGACAACUUGUGCGCUUUGUGCACAGACGAAUGCAGCAAAAAUGGCAACUAUUCUGGCUACUCUGGCGCUUUCAAGUGUUUGAAGGACGGAGUGGGAGACGUGGCGUUUGUUAAACACACUACAGUGCCAUCAGCUGAGGCUAGCUCAUAUGUAUAUCUGUGUAAAGAUGGAACUACCAAGGGUAGGUAUUGCGGUUUACUGCAGCACGGCGUGCUACGCAGUUUAACAAGUCUCCUUCAAUACUUUUCUUGUAGAACAAGAGACCCAGGCCACUGUCGACGUAAUAUAUCAAAAAGUGGUGAUUUUCUUUUCCAGAUACGUAUGAAAACUGUUACCUCGCAAAAGUUCCAUCUCAUGCCGUGAUGGUGAAAAAAGGAAACGCUAACAAUGCCAACUACAGACAACUAUUGCUAUAUGCUUCUAAAGUUGCCGGAAUCAAUCAAACCGAUCCGACACAGUUCCAGCUGUUUAAUUCGUCCAAGUAUAAGGGUAAAGAUCUCUUGUUUAAAGACUCAACGAAGCGGCUCGUUGACGUUAAGGACAAGAACACCUACGAAAAAUGGCUUGGUACCGACUACCUGGAAGACCUGAAGGCCUUAACAGCUUGUCCAACUACACCCCGGUCAACUACACGGCUUACUGCAGGAGGAAAGAAUAACAUGUUAGAAUUACUGUCUGCCAUGAUCUCCUUCAUAGCACUGUUUUACACAGGAGCUUUGUUUAAAUGAAAGCUCUGCAGUAAGUAGCGAACAUCCUUUGUUUCUGCUUCUGUUAUCUUUUAAAUUGUUUGGUAGUACAACCACAAGGGUUUUUCCUUUGGAAAAAAGCGAGUUGUUAGAGUCACAGUAGUUGAACCCCACCCUCCACUCUCGGGCAUUGAUUUUUUCCCGCCAAGGGAUGGACUAUUUACCCUUAAAAUCAGAAAACCUUGAAUACCAACUGAAAUAUUUUAGGGAUAUUGAUUGACAGUAUUGAGGUCCGUCACAAGAAAGGUAAAGGACUCACCGACAGACUUUUAGACCACCCGUUAAUUAAUUCCAAUGUUUAGUUUUCUUACACUUGAUUGGCCUUUUUCUUGCAAUACAAUAACAUUUCCUACAUUUUCCUUUGUUCACGGUUCUCCAAGUUUCACAGCACUUUUGAUGAUCAGAUGUGUAAGGACAAUUAUAUCCACGGGUUUUAAAAGCGAAAAAAAAUCAUACAUAGUGCAGCGGCAGCCUGCGUGCUGACGUCUGCUGUUUCCUUUAUGAUUAGGCAAGAGAGGAUAAAGGAUUAGGCUUAGAAUGUUGACAUGUCGUGAAAAAAUAUCAUGCAAAGCAGAAGCCUGAAGAAAGUCAAUGCACACGAAAUUAGCUCGAAAGAUUGAAAGUGCUUGAAAUAUUGAUGCGCUUUUUCCGCUCAAACAUAAUUAGUCCAUCCCUUAGUUGAACUUUCAAGUUUCCUUCUUGCUGUUUUCUACUGACUUUUUUUCGUUAGUCCUAGCUAUGCCGUCAAAUAUUUUUUAACGGCAGUUCUUGCCAGUUUCAUUUGCUAGGAAGAAACAAUUGUGUCAGUGAAGUCAGUGUGUUAUAAAAAAAAUGCUUUGUUCUUUGGUUGACUCUCAGAGAAAGAAUAGACUAUGAGAGGUUUAACCCUUAGACUUGAUAAGUGUUUGGUCCACUUUUCAAGGAGAAAGCAAUUUUCUUUUAUGUAUUAGACAGAGAAUAAACAACGUUAAACUGGAUUGUUUCCUUGUUAACCAGCAAAUUAGAAGGAUUUAUUUAGGAAGAAAAUAGUUUUUAAUCUCAUUUUUGAGAACGAAUAAACAAAGUUAUACUCAAUAUUAUAUUGCUUCUGUUUUUCCUAACAUUUUUUCAUAUAAAAGGUGUUGGAUUUGAUUUGAUUUUCUGUUAGUUGUAAAUCAUGUUUUAAUUUCUGUUCAAGUCCCUGGCAAC
Porites lobata is the source of this 4316-nucleotide messenger RNA. The record is from the annotation of a GenBank genome assembly. NCBI's taxonomy places the organism in Eukaryota, Metazoa, Cnidaria, Anthozoa, Scleractinia, Poritidae.